Messenger RNA from Seriola dumerili (greater amberjack), 6719 nucleotides. RefSeq names its product protein phosphatase, Mg2+/Mn2+ dependent 1A (gene ppm1aa). Lineage: Eukaryota; Metazoa; Chordata; Actinopteri; Carangiformes; Carangidae. Gene Ontology annotation, molecular function: manganese ion binding; magnesium ion binding; protein serine/threonine phosphatase activity. Gene Ontology annotation, cellular component: nucleus; cytosol. The record is from RefSeq and is a predicted model, not a curated record. Gene Ontology annotation, biological process: positive regulation of canonical NF-kappaB signal transduction; negative regulation of canonical NF-kappaB signal transduction; positive regulation of canonical Wnt signaling pathway. The coding region runs from base 455 to 1609 and encodes 384 amino acids. The transcript is spliced from 6 exons.
GAGUACGCAACCUGCAACAUCCGGGUCUUGUCUCAGUGGCUCUGUGCUCCUCAGAAGCUAACGUUAGCUAGCAAGCUGUCAAGCUGUCAAGUGGAGAGGCUGGGACAGACGUUUCAGCUUCCCCCUGGCUUGGCCACUCAAAGCUCCGGCCCACAAAUUUACAAGAAAAUCUGUUAGAAUAUACUUAAGAUCGCCAGCUGAGAUAAUGUAAUGCAACACGGGCGUUCGCCAAGAGGGACCUCCGCACUUACACAAUUUAUAUGCACUGAGUCUUGAGUGACGAUUGCUCAUUGCUAGCUAACUGGCUAGCUAGCCUAGCUAAACCGCCGCAAACCCUCUAGUUUCGUCGGUGUACCCUCUCUGGUGUGAACUGCGGCCAGUCAGUCCUGGUCACUGUCGCAGCUUCCGUUGCUGUCAACUGGUAUUUUGAAAAUUUGGUUUUAAGAGGGACACAAUGGGUGCAUUUCUGGACAAACCAAAGAUGGAAAAAUAUAAUUCCCAUGGUGAGGGUAACAACCUGAGGUAUGGGCUGAGCAGCAUGCAGGGUUGGCGGGUAGAGAUGGAAGAUGCACACACAGCAGUAAUUGGUCUGCCUCAUAGCCUCGACCUCUGGUCAUUCUUUGCUGUUUAUGAUGGGCAUGCUGGCUCUCAGGUGGCCAAGUACUGCUGUGAGCACCUGCUGGAGCACAUCACCACCAACUCAGACUUCCAGAGUGCUCUGCAGGAGGACCCCUCUGUGGAUAGUGUGAAGAAUGGGAUCCGCACAGGAUUUCUGCAGAUUGAUGAACACAUGCGAACCAUCUCCGAGAAGAAGCAUGGUGUGGACCGCAGUGGCUCCACCGCAGUGGGAGUGAUGAUUUCUCCAAGCCAUACCUACUUUAUCAACUGUGGCGACUCACGGGGGCUCCUCAGCCGGGGCGGAGCUGUGCACUUCUUCACACAGGAUCACAAACCAAGCAACCCUCUGGAGAAGGAAAGGAUCCAGAAUGCCGGUGGCUCAGUCAUGAUCCAGCGAGUUAAUGGGUCCCUAGCUGUCUCUCGGGCUCUGGGAGACUUCGACUACAAAUGUGUGCAUGGAAAAGGCCCUACAGAGCAGCUUGUUUCUCCUGAGCCUGAAGUUUAUGCAAUAGAGAGAUGCGAAGGGGAAGAUGAAUUCAUUAUACUAGCUUGUGAUGGCAUCUGGGAUGUCAUGGCCAAUGAGGAACUGUGUGAGUUUGUUAGGUCAAGGCUAGAGGUGACAGAUGAUCUUGAAAGAGUCAGCAAUGAAAUUGUUGACACCUGCUUGUACAAGGGAAGCCGGGACAAUAUGAGUGUCGUGUUAAUCUGCUUUCCUGGCGCCCCAAAGGUAUCUCCAGAAGCAGUUAAACGGGAGGCUGAGCUGGAUAAAUAUCUGGAGGCCAGAGUAGAAGAGAUCAUCAAAAAGCAGGGGGAUGAAGGUGUCCCAGAUUUGGUCCAUGUUAUGCGGACGUUAGCAUCUGAGAGCAUCCCUAACCUCCCCCCUGGAGGAGAGCUGGCAAGCAAACGAAGUGUUAUUGAAGCGGUGUACAACAAACUCAACCCCUACCGAAGUGAUGACACAGACUCUGCAUCCACAGACGACAUGUGGUAACACAACCUCCUACCACUAACACAGCAUAGAGUUUACAAACCACCAUCCUCUCAAGACCCACAGCAGCUCAGCUCAGCAGUCUGUCUCGCCGUCACUCUGAGCUUUUGGUUUCUAAGAAGGGAAUUUCAUGGGAGGAGGAGGAGGAAGAGGAGUUGCAUGCACACAAACCUGGAAUAGUGCAGCACCAGUCCACUCUGGAGUUCAGGAUCCUCACCGUCUUGUCUCCCAUUUAUGUUCACCCACCUAAAUACUCUCCUCUAAAGUAAUCCAUAACAAGUGAGUCCGCAAGGUUUUCUUUCUUUUUGUUAAAUAAUCAGCUUAAGUAGUACAAUUUUUUGCUGUAAUUAAUUUGAUUCACAUUUCCUUGUGUGUGUUUGUAUAUUUCUGUUUUUGUGAAGUGCAAUUGUCCUGUACAAACAGCCUGUAUUUAAUGCAGCUUGAUUUUAAGUUAAAAAAUGAAAGAAAUGAAAAAGAGAACCUUUUAUGCACUAUCUGCCUUUUCCUGCUCUUCUGGAAUUCUAACAAAUGUCUGUUCAGUGGAUAUUACUGCUUGUCCUCCAGGCACAAUGUCUCUGCGCUUUUACUUUUCUUUCGUUCGUUCUUUCUUUCUUUUUUUUCAGUUAGUCUAUGCUCCUUUAAGAAACGGGUAAAUUGUAUAGUUGACAGCACAGUAAGCUCUCUAUAUCAAACCAUUUAAAUCCUAAUUAUUUUUUUCCCUGUGCUUUUUUAUUGUAUUUUAUUUUUGUAAGUGGUUUUCUGUACAUGCUCAAAUAAUAAUGGCAAAGUGUUUCUCAGUUUGGAAGUGUGAAGCAAAAAAAAAUCUUUUUUUCAUUUCUUUGAGGCGUCUGAUGAAAAAAAAUACCCCUGUUAACACAUUUGUGUGUGCGGAUAGAUACUUGCAAGCGUGCGUGGGUGCUUGUGUGUAUGUAUGUGCGCACGUACGUUAGUGUAAAGGCAGAUCUGUGUGUGCGACUCUAAUUCAAAUUUGCUGAGGUGGUUCAGACAACAGACAAGGCUGGAGCUUAAGGGAAUUGCCCAGUGCUUACCCAUUGCCUGCCCCUUUUUUCAGCCAUUGUUCCAUAUCAACCCAAGACAGGCUCUCACUACUUCUUAUUCCAAAAAGCUUUGGAUAACAGAGUUUACAUGCUGUUACGCUAUUUGAACAACUUCAAGCUAUAUAUCAGAACUAUACAGAUAUCUGAGAUGACACAAGUAGUUCAAUUUACCCAUGGUGUACAAUGGUUUGCAGCUAGUCAGGUCUUGACUAAUUUACACAUCUAUUGUGUCAUAUUUUAAUAUUGCUUUCUAAACAUUCAUUGUUACCAGUGCCCACUGUGGGUGCCAUAUAAUUUAUGAUCAGUUGUUUCAGCUUUAUGACAGCCUAUGCCAAGUUUUUUUCCAUGAGAUUCAGUUUUUGUACGUGGUACAGAUAGAUUUUUAGCUUCUACCUUUAACAUUUGAUAAUUUGUCUGAUGUGAACCGUUUAAGCACUGACUGUUUUAGAGAAAAUCACCCAAUUACUAGUUUUAAGAUAGGAGAAACUGUUGACUCUAAAACUUACAAGGCUUUUUUUUCCACAUGCUCUUUAUUUGGACUUUCAAACCAAGAACAAAUCCACUAACUGCAAUGAGUUCUCAUGGUUGUAUAGCACCUUUUUAUUCCCAUUGGGUUUGCUCUGCUUAAAACCCUCCCCUUCGCCACCACAAGCCAGAGCACAAUACAGUUUGCUGCUAUAGUGUAUGAUCUGUGGGUUCAUUUUUUUCCCAGUUGAUUCCCCUCUUGAAAAGAUGAAUAGUCAUUGACUAUAUCUGUAUCUAACACACACAGUAGAUAUAUUUCUUGAAGAGAAAUGGUUUUAUUUCAGAUUUAUUUUCUGCCAUUUUUUGUCUAAAAUUGCAUUGUUGGAAAUUUAUGUAUGUAUAUAUUUUUGACUUAAACUUUCAAGGAAUAAAUCAUGUUGCUUGAGUUAGUUUUUUUUUUGCCAUGGACAAAAUGUGAUUCUGGUUUGUCUUGGGAUGGUUAGUUGAAUUUUUGUGUGUUUUGGCAAACAAAGGUGUCCCUCUAAUCACUUUGAUGUCCCUCUGAUCAACGCUGAGGGUUUCAUCUAUAUAAUACUCAAUAGUAGUGCUAAAUUUGUAAUUCUUCAUUUAUCAAAAUGACAAUCCUAACUAUUUCAUCGCUUUGUGGUGGGUAGCAAAUUAUAAAAUCUUUAACAAAGUACAGAUUUUAAAUUUGACUAUAAUCCUAAAUUAGCUGCUUCAUUAUAUGCUUUUGUGGCAAAAAGGCCAAAGACCACUCAGAAUUGCGAAGGCUAUAUUACAAGACGUAACAAUAUAAAGGAGAGCCUAGCUGUAACCCUGCAAAAGAUGUUAAAAGUGUUAAGGUAUUAGAGAGCAACUUUAUUUUGAAAUGUUUUGUUGUUAGUUUUUAAAGGUACUCUGUGGAGUUUUUGACCACUGGUGGUGCUGUAGAGAAAUGUUAUGAUAAGUGGAUCCUUGCUCCACUAGCACGUGCACAAGGACAAACGUACCGGACAAGCACAUGGUAUGACAUGAAAUGCACUUCUGCCAGCUACAGGAGGCAGCGAUGUGUGUCUCAACAGGUGGUGUCAUGGUAACUUGGCAUAGACGUGCCACUGAACCAAUUAGAGACAAUAACACUGUAAACUGAUGCAAAAAGUGCAGGCUUCCAAACAAAAAGAAAAGCCUUUGAAAUGUUGUGUGAGGUAUGGAAUUGUUUGAUAAGCCUUAAAGACAAUGUUUUAAGCAGUGAUGAAUGUAAACCUAACUACGUUCACAGUGGAAACUCCAUAGGGUACCUUUAAACAGUCAUCUUACUAAAAACAUGAAUAACAGUUCAGGAAAUUGAUUUCUUUGUGUUUGUUUGCAUGAAAAUGUGAUUUCACUGAUUAUUCCUUCCCAUGAAAAAGCAAAAAUUACAACAAAAAAAGAAAACAGCAGAACAGUAAAAAUGUCUUUCAAUUCACAUCUUUUUGGUUUACUUACACAUAGCCUACUACUGUACUCACAUCAUGUAAAACAAAAACUCAAUCUAUCCAGAGUGUUUGAGAAAAAACUCAGUGCGUAUAAUGCCUUGUUUUUAAUUUUAUUUAGUUAAGCAGUUUAUAUUUCCUCUGUAAGCUCUUUUUUUCUGCUGCAUUGCCUGUAUUUGUUAAGCAAGUGCGCUAAAUGUCUCUCUUAUCAAACAGUUUUCAGCACCCAGCUGCUUGUUGCAAAUCUGGUAGAUGUUGAUGACCCUUAAAGCAACAUUUCACGCAAUUUUUUUCUUCAAGUUUAAUAAAGAACAAACACAUUUCCUUGCAUCUUGAAGCCAUUGAUACACCCAUGCCACUGGACUGUCCUGCAUUUUAUCCCAGAAAUUGUACAAUUCAUGAUGUGGCCCUUAAAUGAUGCUGAGACUUAUUUCAGAAAAUCAUAUAUGUAGAAAUUAACAUUUUUUUAAGACAAAAUUGCUGUAGCUGGAAUGUUAGCAGAUUAUUGACAGUGACUUGGCUGUGAUUUGUCACAUCUGGGUGUUUUAUAUUAAUUCCCUUUCCUCAACAAAAAAUUUACCCAAAAAAAAGAAGAAAGAAAGAAAAAAAAAGAGAAAAAAUCCCCUCAAGCAUCUAUUCUCCUUAUUUUAAUUUUUCAUGAACUGAAAUACCUCAUAACAUUUAUAGGAAGUGUUUUUGUGUCAUGCUAUGUAGAUCCAAACUGUUCAGAAAGCAGUUCACUUUAAUCAGAGCCGUUUUCAUAUGGUUCUCCCCCUACAACAUUAUGAUUUUAACACUGAGCUAUUUAAGUGGGGUAAGCCUAUGCUCAUGUACAGUAUUGGACUGAAUAGUACAAAACAAGUAAUGAUUUAGGUGGCUACUGCAAAUGAUAACUUAUAUUAGUAACUAGGAACACUAUUGGCCUUGUCGUGUAAGCUGAUCCACCCCUCACAAACAGUGUCCUCAGAUGCUCACCUGUGUAAUUUCACCAACUUUUUCCACUUGUGUGAUGCUCACUUAGCUCCAGUCUAGAAUUGUUGAAAGUUCAGGGUUUUAGAAAUGUGAGAUGUGUGAGAAAAUAGGUGUGACUAAAUGACAAUAGUCAUAUGCACUGAUCAUCUGUAUAAUCAGCUUUUUUUUUCAGAAAAUUGUUAUUGUAGAAAAAAAGAAUAUAAAGCUAUUUACAGAGUUACCUUUGGUUGCCUGGAAUGCAUCCUGUAUAUUCUUGUACGGAGGACUACCUGGCAGAAGUUGAAGAGAUUUUAAAACGCUUGUGCCCUCUUGUACAUAUUGAUGUACCUCAGUGGUGGCGUUUACUGUGUGACCCUUAGCAGUGGUGGUUUUAUUUGUCCCCUUGCAGGGCGACCUGAGCCUCACUUUGCUGACCUUUUUCAGCUCAUAAAUAAGCUCACCGAUUUGCCUUACCCAAUCUCAUGUUGCCCCCUAAAGUACUUGUUCAACAAAACACUAUGAGGAGUAAUGCUGCUGACGUUACACUCUUACAGAUUAAAAACUGUCUCCAUGUUAGGGUACUUAAGCUAUCAACAAAGUGACUUUGUCCUGGUUGUCACAAGGUACAACUUUUCAACCAUUGCUGGUUUGUAUGCUUUUUUUUUUCCUAUCUUAUUGAAUUUCGGUAUUGAAAGCUUAUUUAACUUUCCACUGCAGAUGAUGUCAUACUUUUAACAAAUGCAAGUGUUUUAACAUGGUAACCUCGUAAGCAUUCAAAAUGUGCAUACAUACAUUCAUGUCUGCUAUAUUUAUGAUUACCUUCAAGAAUAGCUUUAGAGUGCUGUAGAUAAGUAUUGUCAAUGUUUAUUCAAAUGCUUCUCAGAGGCCUCUGUGAGUGAUUUUACAAAGUUCAAUAACUGUAUAUUUUGUAUUAUGUUCUAGCUCCAAAGGAAUGGCAAAAAAAGGAAAAUGUUUAAAAAAGCUUUGUUCCCUGAACUAAAUUGUACUAUUUGUGUUGUUGAUUGAACAAAUUGCAUUCCUUGCUUGUGAAUUGAUGCAUUUUUCUCCUUGCUCCUUAAAAAUUUUCCCCUUCUUUCCCUCCUUUCUUUCAUUUUUUAGCCUUUGAAGUUUGAAUAAAAUUUCUAGUUUGCAGAAUGUAUUACUAAA